UUUCCACGUUAUUCGGUCCCUCUCCCGUUGUUACCUGCCGGAGUUUUUCUCCAAAUGUCGGUUUCUUUUUCCCGUUUUCCGGUUGGGAUCUCCGUGUUUUAUCUCUUCCCUCUCUGGUUCUCUCAUUCCGACCUUCCCCAUUGAACCAGCCUCUCUCUUGUUCAUGGAGAUCCCCCCCAACCACACCGUAGCCUGAGGUACUAGAAGUCCCAAAGACUGCACCCGUUGUCCAUCGAUAUUUUGCAUCCAGGGCCACACCGAGAGAACGGGGGAACCAGCAGAAAACUGUCGGGGAAAGAUGAUUUUCCACGGGUCGGCUCUUAGCUUUAACGGGAGGGAGCUGGAGGCCUUGUUCGCACUCUACUCUCCUUCAUCGGACUUGGAGGGGAAGGACUUUGCCUGGUCGGCGAGCUUGAGGAGCAACAGCUGCCACGACUUCCUGGGAAUGGAGACUACCUCGAGGAACAACUACUCGCCAUUAUCUCCUAUGCGCACGAACCAGAGGCAUCACCAGGCGGCUCUGAGGCUGCAGAAAGUCUAUAAGAGCUUCCGGACAAGGAGGCAGCUCGCAGACUGUGCCGUUCUCGCCGAGCAGAGAUGGUGGAAACUGCUGGAUUUUGCCGAACUGAAGAGGAGCUCCAUAUCGUUUUUCGACAUAGAGAAACCUGAAACUGCUAUUUCCCGUUGGUCGAGAGCAAGAACUAGGGCCGCAAAGGUGGGGAAGGGCUUGUCCAAGGACGAGAAGGCUCGAAAACUAGCUCUGCAACAUUGGCUAGAGGCGAUCGACCCUAGACACAGAUACGGCCAUAAUCUUCAGUUUUACUAUGCUAGAUGGCUCCACUGCGACAGCAAGCAGCCUUUCUUCUACUGGCUUGACAUUGGAGAGGGGAAAGAGACCAACCUUGAUUGGUGCGCCCGAUCGAAGCUUCAGCAGCAAUGCAUCAAGUACCUUGGAACAGAGGAAAGAAAGGCUUACGAGGUUUCAGUGGAGGAUGGCGAGUUUCUGUACAGGCAGAGCGGAAAGCUUCUGGACACGAGGGAAGGACCCCCUGAUGCAAAGUGGAUAUUUGUUCUCAGCACUUCGAAGAUCUUAUAUGUCGGGCAGAAGAGCAAGGGCACAUUCCAGCAUUCAAGUUUCUUGGCUGGCGGAGCAACAUUAGCGGCCGGAAGAUUAUUCGUGGAAGAGGGGAUCCUCAAGGCAGUUUGGCCUCACAGCGGGCACUAUCUCCCAACAGAAGAAAAUUUCCAGGAGUUGAUGUCUUUCCUCGAGGAACACAAAGUUGAUCUUUCCAAUGUAAAGAAAUGCCCAACCGAAGAGGAAGAAGCUACACUGUUCAAAAGAGUCAACAACACAAUCUCAAGUUGCUCUUCAGAAGAGAAUCUAACCCGACGUAUGGACGAACCAAAUACUGAAAAAUCAGCUCAAGGGAAAGAUGACUUGAGAAAGCAAAACCAGAAUGCAGAUGAAAGCUCCGACCAGACCGCUUCUACUUGGUCCAGGAGACGGGGCAUUAGACUGGGCUCUUUGAUCACAAGACUCGAGAUACCUGGAAGGGCUGAUCGGCUCUACAUGUUUAGGAAAGAUUUGGGCACUCAGCCCCCGAACUGUGAAUCUCCUGGAGAAGAUGGAUAUGAAACGGCCGAGGAAUAUUUCCUGGAGCAAGAGUUCAUGGUCUCGAAGCCGAACUUGUUUGAUGAUAAGAACGACAAGGACCUUAUCCCGAAGGAGAAGAUCAUGAAGAGGAUUGAUUCUCAUAAGGGGAUGAAAUCAUACCAGUUGGCGCAGCAGCUCUCAAGCAGGUGGACCACUGGGGCAGGUCCACGGAUUGGGUGCAUGAGGGACUACCCCACAGAACUUCAAGUCCAGGUCUUGGAGCAGGCGAACUUGUCCCCGAGGGGAACUGCCCGCACCUCAGCCCCCAGAGCAAAUUCACGUUUCGGCUCGAUGGCUUCGCUUACUUCGAUCUCUUCUUGCAGAGAAUCGAACAAUGGUGGAAGCCCUCUCACUCCCGAUAGACUUGUCCUGUUCCAAACAGCAACCCCGUAACAAAUGUAACGGAACUGCGGAUUAGAGUAGAGAUGAUGGUGAUAGAUAAUUAUCGUCCUGAUGCUGCAUUCUUUCUUGGUCGUACAUGUACGAGCAUGAUGACUCUUUUUGGUAGAAAGUAUUUCUUACCAUGAUAAGAAUGAGAUCUUGAAAGAAUUUUGCAGAUCAAAUGUUCCUGGAACAUCGUUAUGUAUUUAUAUUCACGUGAACAUUAUCUAGCACCAGCCACGACAUGGAACAACACUGCCCGAAGAGUUUUACAAGAGAGCUACAAGAAGUUACUGGUAAAAAAGGAGGAGCUAUGUGUACAGU
Messenger RNA from Punica granatum (pomegranate), 2359 nucleotides. The record is from RefSeq and is a predicted model, not a curated record. Lineage: Eukaryota; Viridiplantae; Streptophyta; Magnoliopsida; Myrtales; Lythraceae.